AUGCUCCGAGCGAGCCUACACGCAGACGCUACGCCUGGGAAAUUUCCUCAAGAUGGACAGGUGCUCCCAUCUGACGAGAGCGGGUCAGACGACGGCAGCAAGCACGGGCAGGGCAGUUGGCAGAAGGCAAAGCUCAAGUGGAAGCCGCCCCAGACUGUGUGGCGGGCGUUUGCAACCCUCAUCAUGGCGGGACAGGUGUCCAUGCGUGUGCUGACGGGGCGCGUACACUGGCGCAAUCUGCUGACUCAGCUUCAGAUCGUGGGGCCAGGAUCUCUCGGAGUCUCCCUGCUGACAGCAUGUUUCGUUGGCAUGGCUUUCACCAUCCAGUUCGUGCGGGAGUUCGCCCGGCUGGGCUUGACUCGUUCUGUGGGGGGGGUGCUGGCGCUGGCGCUGUGCCGAGAACUCUCCCCCGUCGUCACCGCUAUCAUCAUGGCUGGGCGCGUGGGCAGCUCCUUUGCUGCUGAACUAGGCACCAUGCAGGUAUCAGAGCAAACGGACACCCUGCGAGUUCUCAAGACCGACCCAGUCGACUACCUUGUGACUCCGCGAGUGGUGGCAUGCGCUGUGGCCCUGCCAGUGCUCACCCUGCUGUGCUUCACGGUGGGCAUGGCGUCCUCUGUGUUCCUGGCCGAUGCCGUCUACAAUGUGAGCUCCAACAUCAUCCUCGACUCCGCUGCCAGGGCGUUGCAGGCGUGGGACGUGCUGAGCAUGAUGGUGAAGGCGGUGGUGUUUGGGGGCAUCAUAGCGGAUGCGUGGGACGUGCUGAGCAUGAUGGUGAAGGCGGUGGUGUUUGGGGGGAUCAUAGCGGAUGUGAGCUGCGGGUGGGGCAUGACCACACAGGGCGGCGCCAAGGGCGUCGGCGAAUCCACCACGGCUGCCGUCGUCAUCUCGCUGGUUCUCGUCUUUAUCGCCGACUUUGCCCUCUCCUGGUGCUUCUUCCAAGGCCCGGGGGAUGCUCUGAAAGCGGCUAUGGGGUAG
This is a messenger RNA of Closterium sp. Naga37s-1, 978 nucleotides long. The record is from the annotation of a GenBank genome assembly. NCBI's taxonomy places the organism in Eukaryota, Viridiplantae, Streptophyta, Zygnematophyceae, Desmidiales, Closteriaceae.